Perognathus longimembris pacificus (Pacific pocket mouse) is the source of this 3913-nucleotide messenger RNA. It is a transcript of the gene Cracdl, whose product is annotated as CRACD like. The record is from RefSeq and is a predicted model, not a curated record. NCBI's taxonomy places the organism in Eukaryota, Metazoa, Chordata, Mammalia, Rodentia, Heteromyidae. Bases 65 to 3238 code for a protein of 1057 amino acids. The transcript is spliced from 11 exons.
UUUAGACUCCUCACCAAGUCCAGCGGAGUCUAUUUGCUGUUCAGGGCAGUGGAGUGAGCUGGACAUGAUUUCCACGAGGGUGAUGGACUUGAAGCUUCGGGAGGCCGCAGAAGGCCUCGGGGAGGAUGGCACAGGAAAGAAAAAGUCCAAAUUCAAAACAUUCAAGAAGCUCUUUGGGAAGAAGAAGAGAAAAGAAUCUCCAUCGACCACAGGAGAAAGCACCUGGAAACAAAACCAGGCCAAAAGCGAGGUCAUUGCCAUAGAGUCGGGGCCCGUGGGCUAUGACUCUGAGGAUGAACUUGAGGAGUCCAGGGGCACGCUGGGCAGCCGCGCCCUCUCUCAUGACAGCAUUUUCAUUCCUGAGGCCGGACAGGACCCUGCUCGGCCUGUGAGAGUGUUUUCUCAAGAAAAUGUGUGUGACCGGAUUAAAGCUCUGCAGCUAAAAAUACAAUGUAACGUGAGAAUGGGACCGCCGCCUCCAGGGGGACUUCCUGCCAAGCGGGCCGAGGACACCGGCAUGAGCUCUGAGGAUGACGGGCUGCCCCGGAGCCCCCCAGAGAUGUCCCUCCUGCAUGACGGGGGCCCCAGCACCACCAUCAAGAUCUCUCUAGUGCCCUCAUCCCGGCCGCAGUCUCCAGAUCACGUGGGCGAUGCCACCGGCUCCUCCCGGACGUCCGACAGCUUGGCACCUGUGGCUGAUUUCAGCUGCCCCCCAGAAGCCUCCUCCUGCCUGGACAAUUCCGCUGCGAGGCACAAGCUCCUGGUCAAGCCUCGCAACCGUAAGAUGAGGCGGCUGUCUUCGCGGGCGCAGUCGGAAUCCCUGAGCGAUCUGCUGUGUUCCCCGGAGGAGGAAGGCUACCACGAGAGGCUGUUCGCCCAGGUCAGCAUGGACGUCAGCUUCGGGCAGCAAGAGUCGAUGCUGGACAGCGAGCCGGAGCGCGCGGCACCCCGCGUCUUGCCGGCCCCCGGGGGGGCCCGCGCCCGGCGCGCGCGCCUGCAGCACUGCCCGGCGCUGCAGGCCAGCGUGGAGGAGGGCACCCCGCCCGGGGCGGCUCCCCCCGGCCGCCCGGCCGCCCCGCAGCUCGCCGGGCCCGGCUCCGAGGCCCCCCCGGAGCUCCAGGAGGAGGAGCCGCCCGCCGCGAGCCCGCGCGCCCCGGCCCAGGACGCGGCCCGGGAGGGGCUUCCUGCUCCUGGAGGCGCGGAAGGGCCACCGUCCCCCUGUGCGGCCCAGGGGAGCACGGCGCCCCCCGAGCCUGUCACCGUCGCCUUGGAGACACCCCCUGCUGCAGACGGGGCAGCCCUCGGGGUGCCGAGGGCGGAGGAGGAGCCGCGGCCCGAGGCGCCUGGGCCUGCGGGGGCAGAGGUGGAUCCCACCCCGAGCCCGGCCCCGGCCACUCCAGCCCCGAUCGCCCCGGCCACCCCGGCCUCGAGCGCGGCCCCGACCCUGAGUGCCCCGAGCCCGACCCCGGCCGCCCCAGCCCAAGCCCCGGCCACCCCGGCCCUGAGCGCGGACCCGAGCCCGACCCCGGCCACCCCGGCCCCGACCACCCCGGCCCCGGCCCCGAUCGCCCCGGCCCAGGCCCCUUCCACCACUGUCAUGAGCCCGACCCAGGCCGCCCCUGCCACCCUGGCCCCAGCAACCCCAGCCACCCCGGCCCAGGCCCCGGCCACCCCGGCCCAGGCCCCAGCCACCCCGGCCCAGGCCCCUGCCACCCCGGCCCAGGCCCCUGCCACCCCGGCCCAGGCCCCGGCCACCCCGGCCCAGGCCCCGGCCACCCCGGCCCAGGCCCCGGCCACGGCCACCCCGGCCCAGGCCCCGGCCACCACGGCCACCCCGGCCCCGGCCACCCCGGCCCAGGCCCCGGCCACCCCGGCCCAGGCCCCAGCCACCACGGCCCCGGCCACCCCGGCCCAGGCCCCGGCCACCCCGGCCCAGGCCCCGGCCACCCCGGCCCCGGCCCCCAGCCCGGCGCUGCCCAGGGGCGGCCCGAAGCACAAGGCGGCCGCUGAGGACCAGGGCCCCGAAGGACCCCCCACGCCCGCCGUGGGGUCGCCCCCGGGGGAGCCCCGAGCCCAGGACACGGAGGCCACGCCCGCGGAGCCCCCCCACGCGGGUCCCGAGAGGGCCGCGCCGCCGGGGCGCAGGGGCGAGCCCAGGGGCGCCAAGAAGUUCUCGGUGUCCUCGUGCCGGGCGCGCCCCGGGCUCCGCGCCCCGCCGCUGCGGAGCGGCCCGGCCUGGCGCAGCGAGGCGGCCCCGGACGACGCGCCCCGGCCGGACCCCGAGCCCCGGCCCGGACACCGCGCGGAGCCCCCGAGGCCGGCGGAGCGCGACUCCCAGGACCCAGAGGACGCCGGGGCUCGCCGGGCCGGGCCGGGCCGGGGCCCCCAGGAGCCGUCGGCGAGGAGGGACCGCAGCCCCUUCCCGGUCAAGCUGCGCUCCACCUCCCUCUCGCUCAGGUACCGAGAAGGCUCCGCGUCCCAGGAAGCCAGAGGAGCCAAGAGGCACAGCGCCGAGGUCCGGCUGACCCCGCUCCCCGGAGAGGAGCCGUGCGGCGCGUGGCCGGCCCCCGCGCUCCGAGGCGCCCGGGCCCCGAGCGGCCCGGCCCCGGGGAAGGCCCGCCCUCCCGAGCAGCCGGGCGCCAAGCCGCCCCUGCCCCGGAAGCCGCUUCUGCAGAGCCUCACCCUGGCCCACCCGCCCGCAGGCCUGGACCCCAGCCCCGGAGAGCCCGGCCCCGGGAAGGAGAGCAGGACGGCCGAGGAGAGGCCCCCGCCCCGGGCGGCCGUGACCCGUCCCGCACCGGAGGGGCAGCCCAACCCGCCUUGGAUCACCAUGGCCCGGCAGAAGCCGCGGGGUGCUCCAGACCAGCCCCCCAACCAGGAGGACAAGCCUGGGCUGCGGAUCACAAAGCCUGAGGCCGGAAAGCCAGCCAAGCCGCCAGAGAAAGCCCAGGAGCCCAUGAAGCAGGCUGAUUUUGUCCGCAGCAAGUCUUUCCUGAUGCCCCCCGCCAAGCCCGCUGUGACCCAGAGGCAGGGAGCAAAGCUCAGUCUCAAGGAGGGGCUGCAAAGAGGAAUCUCACUGUCUCAUCAGAACCUGGCAGCUCAGGCUACAGCGAUGACGGAGAAGGAGUUGCAUCAGCUCAAAAGAGCCAGUUAUGCCAGUGCAGACCAGCCAUCCUGGAUGGAACUUGCCAGAAAGAAAUCUCAAGCUUGGAGUGACAUGCCCCAAAUCAUAAAAUAGAUUGGCAACGUGCCUGCGAAGAAGGUCUGCUGUGUUGACAGACCACUUAGCUUAAAACUGCCAGUAAAUCAUGGCAGGCAGACUGUGAAACUUCAGAUUGAUUUUAACACCAAGGUACUAAGAACUUGGGAAGAGGAAAGAACCAGGCAACAUAAAGAGGACAAUCACAUAGCCAUAACCCUGGGCCAGAAGGGCCUCAGACAAGAACGACACUGAAAAAAAUCAAGAACGGGUGGGCUCCAUGCCUCUCAGAGGUAUGGAUGUGAGUCUUUUAGAAUUCCCUUGGCAACGAGGCCUCAGAGAGGGCAGCACUUGGAAGAAGCAGGGAUGCGUAAACUGGACACCCCGGGGACCAAAACCAGCCAGUAUCUGUGCUGCCACCCACAAGGAGCCGGGAUCUCUGGCCACUGUCUUGCCCAUGGACCCUGUCACCUUUUGUGUUUACUACUAGGCAUGACAUGUAUGUUAAAACAGAGAUGCUGUUCCUAAGAGCAGCCACAAUGCAAUCGGAUUUCCUGUAGAUAGCUGCUUGGAGAAGGAGAGGAAGAAGCACAGCAGGGUUUAUCAAUUCAUGGACUGUUUCCAAACAUAAUUUUUAAACUUUUUCCACUAGGCUUCUGUGUCCUUAACCCAUGGAACAAUGCAUUGCCUGUUUAAUAAAAGGGUUCAAACAUG